Messenger RNA from Sinocyclocheilus rhinocerous, 2043 nucleotides. Its product is annotated as sulfotransferase 4A1-like. Bases 115 to 969 code for a protein of 284 amino acids. The transcript has 7 exons. Gene Ontology annotation, molecular function: sulfotransferase activity. The record is from RefSeq and is a predicted model, not a curated record. Lineage: Eukaryota; Metazoa; Chordata; Actinopteri; Cypriniformes; Cyprinidae.
GCACGUCUUUGCCAAACAAUCAGAGGCUACUGGAUAUCAGAUGCGUCCUCUUCUCCCCAAAUCUUUUUAAAAAUCAAUCCCUUCAAGCCUUUCGUGUUGUAAUCGUUUGAAAGGAUGGCGGAAAGCGAGGUGGACACGCCGAGCACCCCGAUUGAAUACGAGAGCAAAUACUUCGAGUAUCAUGGAGUUCGACUCCCUCCUUUCUGCAGGGGCAAGAUGGACGAGAUCGACAACUUUUCGUUAAGAAGUAGCGACAUAUGGAUCGUUACAUACCCCAAAUCAGGUACGAGUUUGUUACAGGAGGUGGUGUAUCUGGUGAGUCAGGGUGCAGACCCAGAUGAGAUCGGACUCAUGAAUAUUGAUGAGCAGCUUCCUGUGUUGGAAUAUCCACAGCCGGGUUUGGAGAUCAUCCAGGAACUGACAUCGCCUCGUCUGAUCAAAAGCCACCUGCCGUAUCGUUUCCUGCCAACAGCGAUGCACAAUGGAGAAGGCAAGGUGAUCUAUAUGGCCAGGAACCCUAAAGACCUGGUGGUGUCCUACUACCAGUUUCAUCGCUCUUUACGAACCAUGAGCUACCGGGGAACGUUCCAGGAGUUCUGCAGGCGAUUUAUGAACGACAAGUUGGGAUACGGCUCCUGGUUUGAGCAUGUUCAGGAGUUCUGGGAGCAUCGCAUGGACUCUAAUGUUCUCUUCUUGAAAUAUGAGGAUAUGUACAAGGAUCUGGGGACCCUGGUGGAGCAGCUGGCUCGCUUUCUGGGCAUCUCGUGUCAUAAAGCCCAGCUGGAGAGCAUGGUGGAGAGCUGUAACCAACUCAUCGAGCAGUGCUGCAACUCUGAGGCCUUGUCCAUCUGCCGGGGUCGUGUUGGGCUUUGGAAGGACAUUUUCACUGUGUCCAUGAAUGAAAAGUUUGAUGCUGUUUACAGACAGAAGAUGGCAAAGUCUGACCUGACCUUUGACUUUACCCUGUGAGGAAGCGACACUGGACUAUCUGUUAACUGCUCAAGAACAAACCAACCAAUCAGUUCACCUGCUGUGCUUAAUGUCACCUGAUGGACAUUCCCCAUCCAGAUUUGAUCUCUCUAUCCCCACCAUCUCUUGCUCAUCAAUGCUUUCAUUAUUUCCUCAAAAGUUACUUCUUAGUACAGAUACGCGGUCAGUACUAAGAGGCCUUUUUUAUCACGUGUGUAUUUGUAUAAACAGUGCAUCAGCAGUGCUAGUCCAAAGUGUAAGCACAGUGCUUGUUGCGUUUGCACAUUGUACAGAGCUAUUCCAUAUCCCAAAGGCGCUUAUGAAAAGUGUAUUUAUUAAAAAUCAGAAAUGAAAUAUGAUUUAGACUAUAUUCUAUAUGCUAAAGCCCUUACGACAAACUCAGAGAAUAUCGUUGUCAUUUCUCAGGAGGAUUCUUGAAAUCAUUGGCUAAUACAUGCACCAAAUAUGCAGUCAUCCAAUCACAGUUCAGGUCGUGAAAACCUGAGCCUCAUGACGAAUGCUGAUUGGCUCCUGGCCAAAAGAUCUUUAAGUUUGUGUGGAAUGUCAUUUUGCUUCUUCUAGUGGCUUCUAGAUGCUUUGACUUAUAUUCCAGUAUAGCUAUUCAUUGAUACCAUAGAUAUUUAACUUUUUUUUUAACAUUUACUUACAUGUGCAUCCAUAAUGCUUGAGUGUAUCAUGUCUACAUAUUUGCAUAAGUGAGACAUAUCAGUCACAUGAACGUAUACAAUCUGUGUGUAAAGGACUGGGAAAGAGAACAUUUUAUAUCAGUAACAUGCACAUCAUAAUAUAAUGCAUCAGAAGUGUUAAGAGCAGAUAUGAGUUCGUAUUUCAUCAUUAUGUCUUGGUAAAAAGCAUAAAAGAUGCAUAAGGUGAAGUCAAAUAUCAAAGUGACUUAUAACCUCACAUAUCCAACAAUUGCUGUGUUUGGAAUGGAAUACUAGCAUACUACAUAGUGUACUAUUUUUAAAAAUAGAAUGUUCAGCAGUAUGCAUUAUGCCACUAACUAAAUUUGUAAACUAAACAAAAUUUUUAACUUCAUUAAAUGUGUGUUUA